Molecule: messenger RNA, 693 nt
Organism: Stereum hirsutum FP-91666 SS1
Lineage: Eukaryota; Fungi; Basidiomycota; Agaricomycetes; Russulales; Stereaceae
Exons: 7
Coding region: 1-693 (230 amino acids)
Cellular component (GO): mitochondrion
Molecular function (GO): acetylpyruvate hydrolase activity
Source: RefSeq, a predicted model, not a curated record
AUGUCGUCUGUCGCCUCUUUCGCUCGUACCGGCAAGAAGAUUGUGGCCAUCGGCCGCAACUACGUUGACCACGUCAAGGAGCUGAACAACACUGUGCCCAAGGAGCCUUUCUUCUUCCUCAAGCCUACUACGUCUUAUCUUGCGAAUGGAGGCAAGAUUGAGAUUCCGAAGGGUGUUAUUGCCCACCAUGAAAUCGAAUUGGGGCUCGUGAUUGGCAAGACUGGUAGGGAUAUCUCACAGGAAGAGGCGGAUUCGUAUAUUGCGGGAUAUGCGUUGACGAUUGACAUGACGGCGAGGAACAUCCAGGAGGAAGUCAAGAAGAAGGGAUUGCCCUGGACCACGAACAAGGGUUUCGACACCUUUACCCCUGUCGGCGAUUUUAUUCCGAAGUCUGAAGUCGCGGAUCCACACAACCUCAGCAUCUGGAUCAAGGUCAAUGGCGAGAUGAGGCAGAACGCCGUUACUAGCGAAAUGAUCUUCCGCAUCCCUCGUCUUAUUGAACACGUCUCGUCCAUCAUGACUCUUGAGGAAGGAGACCUCAUCAUCACUGGCACACCUUCCGGUGUUAACCUCGUCGCUCCCGGAGACAAGAUCGAGGCUGGGUUGGAGGACGCUGGAACAAAGAAAGAGUUGGCGAAGUUGAACUUUGAGGCUGUAUCGAGGGAGAAGGGGUAUCAUUAUCAGGCGCUCUGA